Manihot esculenta (cassava) is the source of this 1701-nucleotide messenger RNA. Its product is annotated as UDP-glycosyltransferase 43. Gene Ontology annotation, molecular function: UDP-glycosyltransferase activity. The transcript has a single exon. The record is from RefSeq and is a predicted model, not a curated record. Lineage: Eukaryota; Viridiplantae; Streptophyta; Magnoliopsida; Malpighiales; Euphorbiaceae. The coding region runs from base 77 to 1537 and encodes 486 amino acids.
CCGGCCCUAGCAACACAAUCAUAUCCACCAUUUCAAACGAUCCUCUCUCUUCCUCCAAGACAGUAAAGCUAGUCCAAUGUGCAAAUUUCGAGUGUUCUUCAUCUCCACUCCUGCAAUUGGAAACCUUGUUCCCAUCGUUGAAUUUGCCCAGCGUUUGGUUCAUCAUGACCCUAGAUUCUCUGCCACCAUACUCAUCAUCUCUUUAUCCCAAAGACCCAUCGUCAACUCCUACAUCCAAUCACGUUCCUCCACAUACUCCAAUAUCAAUUUCAUCCACCUUCCUCCUGUAGACUCUCCUUCCCCCGAUCAGUACCAGUCGGCAGUCGGUUACAUCUCACUCGUCAGCCAAAAACACAGGCCACAUGUAAAGGAUGAAAUAGCUAAACUCCAACAAACCGAGUCUGACUCGGCCCGAGUUUGUGCGUUGUUCGUUGACAUGUUCACUACUGCCAUGAUCGAUGUCGCUAAUGAGCUUAACAUUCCUUGUUAUCUUUACUUUGCUUCUCCAGUUACUUUCUUGGGGCUUAUGUUACACUUGCCGGUUAUAGACGUUCAACUCGCUACUGAGUUCAUUGAGUCGGAUAAUGAGUUGAUUGUACCUAAAGAUCCUGCCACUGAGUUGAUAAUACCGGGUUUUGCCAAUCCGUUGCCUCCAAAAGUGCUGCCUACUUCAGUUCUGAAAAGGAGAAGUGAUGGAUAUUCUUGGUUUUUAUACCAUACACGCAGGUAUGUGGAAACGAAGGGUGUGGUUGUAAAUACAUAUCGAGAACUGGAAAAGUAUGCGAUUACCUCAGUUGAAGCGACUACUACAGUGCCGAGGAUCUUCCCGGUUGGACCGGUUCUCGACCUUGCGGGUCCGAUCGAAUGGCAUCCGGAGCGGGACCAACAAGACAGAAUCAUGAAAUGGCUUAACAAUCAACCCAGGUCUUCUGUGGUGUUCUUGUGCUUCGGGAGCAUGGGCAGUCUUGGCAGAUCCCAGCUGCGAGAGAUAGCAAUUGGGCUCGAGCGAUCCGGUUUUCGGUUCUUGUGGUCCAUACGUGAACCACCCAAGGGGAAAUUGGACCUUCCUGGUGAGUACGCAAGUGUGGAGGAGAUACUUCCAGAAGGGUUUCUUAAUCGGACGGCUGAGAUUGGUUUGGUUUGUGGAUGGGUUCCGCAAGUGACCAUCUUGGCCAAUCAAGCAAUAGGCGGGUUUGUGUCGCAUUGCGGCUGGAAUUCAAUCCUUGAGAGCCUUUGGUACGGUGUACCGAUUGCCACGUGGCCUAUUUAUGCAGAGCAACAAAUGAAUGCGUUUGAAUUAGUUGCAGAGUUGGGAUUAGCCGUUGAGAUCAGAGUGGAUUAUAGAAGUGAGAGUGGUGAUAUGGUGUUAGCAGAGGAAUUGGAGAGGGGGAUAAAGAGAUUGAUGGACGGUGAUGAUGAGGUGAGGAGGAAAGUGAAGGAGAUGAGCGAAAAGAGUAGGAUGGCUGUGAUGGAAAAUGGAUCAUCAUGUGCUUCUCUAACAUCUUUGAUUGAGAAUUUAACGUCUGGGAUUUCAUAAGAUAGAGGUCCAGCAUUGUGAAAUCUAAUUUCUCCCGGUUCAAAGAAUCUUUGUACCAUUUAAAAGCACAUGAGAGAGAUUAGAAGACUACCAGAACUAAGUGACUUUAUUCCUUGGAAAGUGUACUUUUCCAAUAAAUAAUAAUAGACAUUUUCAAUUUAGUA